UUCUUCCUUUUCUCUAAACUUCAGCACACAAAACAGAACGGUGUGUGUUCACUACUGUGUGUCAGGUGCAGAUAAAAACACAGAGAGACAGAGCUACAGGGAAGAAACACACACACACACACACACAAAAGAAGUAAGUGUUAAAGGAAGAGAGGAGGAGCAGGAGGAGGAUAUGGGUCAUCGAUAGACGUGUGAGACUUUUUCGUGACAGAAGCGUGUUGGACUUGGUGACGGCGGUGGAAGCUACACUUGCUCAUGAAGCUGCACUGAACAAGAAAACGAGAGAGAGAGAGAGACGGAGGGAGAAAGAGGAAGAGAAGGGUUGUGUCUUUCCGGCCUAGAUUAAUUCAAGUUUAACCUCAGAGAACAGCCACAGCACAGGAACUCAACCAAGACUGAGAUGAAGAAAUGUGAUGGUUAUUAAUAAAAAGUCAACGUGUUUAAAUCUCUACUGAAGAAACUAAAGCUACAGAUGUGAUUUUCUGGAUAAGCUCAAGGCACUUAGCUGAAUCCAUCACAUCUGAUUGUGAUUCAAAUAAAUAACUAAAUAACAAGAUCUUUACCAAGGUGUUGCACUGAAACAGGAUGUACCUUCUUUUCAUCACUUUGGUCUUCUCGCUGGCUCUCGGACCUGACGUCAAGCUCCUGGAUGCACAGGAGGCAAAUGCAACGCUCACGAGCAUGCCGAUGGAACUGAGCACAGAAUCGGUGACAACACUGGACCCAGCUGGUAACAAUCUCACUAUGGAAACCAUGAGGAACGAGGUUCUUGUUCACAACCACUCCCCCGACAAGGAAAAUCAUACAACUAAGGCUGAAGAAAUGGAGCAAACAACAGAAGAACACACGAUGAUGCCCACUCCAGAGUUUCAGACCAAUCCAGAGCAUUCAGCUGAUCCCGAGCAGGAGAAGACCACGACAAACAGCAUCACCACUGAGCCUCCUCAGACCCCAUCACCAUCUGCAGCCAUUUCUGAUCCACCAACCACAAGCGCAAAACCACCAGUUAUUACACCUACACCUGCUUCUAAUUAUAUCAUGCCCACCACCACCCCCCCCAUAACCACCCCCAUCACCACCCCCGCCAUUACCACCACCAUCACCACCCCCCCCAUCAUCACUAUCCCCAACGUCGCCCCCCCCAUCACCACCGCCACCACCACCACCACCACCCCCAUCACUACCCCCACCAUCACCAGCACCGAGAGUACUCCUUCCAGGGACACCAGCACAGUAAAUCAAGAUUCCGAAAAGGGACCUAACUGGCUAAUCAUUGCUAUCAUAGCGUUGGUCAUUUUCUGCAUAUUAACGACUUUGUGCGUCAUGGCCAUCAUCAUCAAACGCAGGAGGCAAAGCGGCAAGCAGAGCUUCGGAUACAUGAACGGACAGAGGGCCAAGAAGAAGAAAGGCGCAGAAGAUGACGUCUGGGCGGGGCCUGUGAAAUUAGGAGGCGGGGAUGGCGAGGGUCCAGAGGAAGGUGACGAGCCAGGAGUGGCGAAGAAGGCGGACGGGGUGGAGGUGACGGAGCUCAGCACGUUUGUGACUGUGGAGGAGAACGGAGGCGUGGGACGGCCGGGGUCGCCCGAGGCCAAGAAGUGGGAGGAGAAAGAACCUCUGCUGUACAUCGACGAGCAAAGGAAGGAGAAAGAAAAGGAGGCGGGAAAGAGCGGGGAUGCAGAGGCUAAAGAAGGAGCGGGAAAGACAGACGCAAAAGAGGCGGAGCCUAACGGAGGAGAAACGUUCUGUCUCACCACCGCCGUGUGAAAUCUCGUUGACUGAAAUAUUUUUUAGAAAAGAUAAUAAUUAUAACUAUUAUAUUAUUAUAUAAUAAUUUUUAAAUAUAUUAUAAUGUAAUCAAUUUUUUUUUUUUUUCAUUUUAUGCUGUUCAUUUUCAUUCCAAUUUUUCAGAAAAAACUUGAAAAAAUGUCUAAAAACUGUAUGAAAUGUUUUUUUCUUCAGGAUUUUCUAUGACUUGUUUAUUUAGCACAGACUCGUGUUCUGCUCCACACACAGCUAUAAAGCAGUUUUCAUUCUGCAUUGUUUUUUUAAAUUGUUUUAUUAUUUUUUUAAAUUUACUUUAGUUUGUGAAAAUGAAAAAUAUAUGUAUUGGUGGGAUCAGAUCAGAACUGAAUGCUAUAUGCUAUAGCUAUAAUAAUGGCUCCUGCAGCAACAGACACUGAUGUAAUUUAUGUGUUUAUUUGUUUUAUAUAUUUACGAAAUACAGCCGUUUGAUCCAGUGUCA
Molecule: messenger RNA, 2242 nt
Organism: Pangasianodon hypophthalmus (striped catfish)
Lineage: Eukaryota; Metazoa; Chordata; Actinopteri; Siluriformes; Pangasiidae
Product: mucin-2
Exons: 2
Coding region: 586-1764 (392 amino acids)
Source: RefSeq, a predicted model, not a curated record